Molecule: messenger RNA, 1608 nt
Organism: Cylindrotheca closterium
Lineage: Eukaryota; Bacillariophyta; Bacillariophyceae; Bacillariales; Bacillariaceae
Source: the annotation of a GenBank genome assembly
AUGACAGCUCAAUCAUUCAAAUAUCUGUUUUGUUCGAUAUGCCUUUUCAGUCUGCAAGUGAAUGCCUUUAUCACGACUUGGAAUCCGGCUGGAAACCAGCACACCAUCCAAACAAGCACAACAACGCGGAACAACCAAUUUCCUGAUGUGACGCCGACACUAAUAAACCAACCAAUACGAUCCACCGCGACUAGACUGUUCGAGUCAGCGUCCUUGAUGGAUCUCCUAGACACGUUGGAAGACAAAAGGGACAUUCCAUCCCUCCAAGACUGGGCCGUGGAACAGGGGGUCCACUUUGCCGAAGGGGUUCUAUUGGUGGACAAUGGACUGGGCGACUGGGGAGUCGGCUUGAGUGCCAAUCAUUCGCAUGUGGCCAAUACUCCCAUUAUGACCAUUCCACCUCAUUUGAUUUUGAGUUCUCAAGACGCUCGUAUUGCACCCGCCACCCAAAGUUUCAUUGAGAACAAAAUGGCAACGAUAAGCCCCGGGAUGGACUAUUACCAUAAGGAGUGCCUCUUGAUGAUGGUGGUCUUGUUGGAAACUUUCAACGCUGCUAGUAGUAAUUGGUCCCCCUGGCUCGAAACCUUGCCCCGUAGCUUUUCAAUUGGUCUCUUUUUGGAUCCACUCGAACGAUCCCAUGUCGGACGCAUGGCCCCUGCCUUUUUGGAACAACAAGACAAGCAAUGGAAUGCCUGUUGGAAUGCCAUUCAACAAGUGGUAGACGAUGAAUUGGUGGAACUGCCAAUUGGAUUUCGAGACUAUCUACGGAAUUACAUGAUGAAUGAGAAGUCGAGCAGCAGUAGUAGUAGUGAGGAGGAGACAGCAGACGACGAACGAACCUUGAAAGAACUCGUCCAAUGGGCCUUUGGUGUCGUCUUUACACGAAGUUGGCGAAGUCCUGAUGGAAAAGCAGCAACAUUGGUACCAUUGGGUGACAUGUUCAAUCAUGAUAGUUCCAUGGCCAAUGUCUUUCCCAGUCUCUUGCAGCAAAAUGAUGACGAUGACGAGUCUCUAGCUGCUAAAAUGCCGGAAGGAUCCAUUCAAAUGAAAUUGAAACAAAACGUCGAAGUAGGAUCACCUUUGUUUAUAUCCUAUGGAAUGGGAGACCAACCUGCCCGAUUCUUGGUCAAUUUUGGGUUUUGGGAUCGAUCGGCCAGUUUGAUGGAUGCCAACCUGACCGUGCCUAAUACUGAGGAUUGGAUUGUGGAUCCAUCCGAACUCGUCGUCUCGACCCGUUCGGGAGGAGUUUCGGAAGAAGUUUGGAAUUUGGCCGCGUAUAAAUUCUUGUUGCUCAACGAACAAAAUGCCAUGACGGCUACCAAAUUGGCUCAAGCGCGCAAGGAUAACGACCAAGCUUCCUUUCAAGCCAUACUGGAUGACUAUGAUAUUCCGGCCAUUAUGUAUUUACGAAAACAUGCCUUGCAGAUUAUAAGUGAAACCUAUCCAGACAUGGACCUGUGCCCGGAAGGAAAUCCCAUCGAAUCCCCUCGUCGAUUUGGAAUGAUUGCCCGUUACAACAAUGGAAUGCGCGAGAGUUGGAUGCGGGUUGCGGAAUCCUUGGAAUUCGAGCUGGAAGAUGCCUUGGCGAAACGACAAGAAGGACGAUGA